This is a messenger RNA of Paramecium tetraurelia, 360 nucleotides long. RefSeq lists its product as uncharacterized. The transcript has a single exon. NCBI's taxonomy places the organism in Eukaryota, Ciliophora, Oligohymenophorea, Peniculida, Parameciidae. The record is from RefSeq and is a predicted model, not a curated record.
AUGAGAUUAAGAUUAGUUUGCAAGCAUUUGUUUAGCACCUCUUAGAAGGUUCCCCCAAAACCUUCAAGUAUCAUGGGUGCCCAGCUUUCCCAAAAAUAGAUGGAUGAAUUAAUGAACCCAUUAGGAUUUUUAAAAGAAAAUGAGAAAGGCGAAGUGCAAGAAUAAAUAGAGAAGGCAAAGGAAUUGAAGGAGUUGAUUCAGAAAUACAAGAUAACUAAGAGCCAAUAGAGCGGAGAGCAAGCCAAGCCAUAUGAAUUGGAUAAAAAUGGGAUGCCACCUGAGGUAGGAUUCAAAGUUAAGGGCCCAGAACCAACUAGAUAUGGAGAUUGGAUUGGAAGGGGAAGAGUAACAGAUUUUUGA